Theileria annulata is the source of this 1578-nucleotide messenger RNA. RefSeq lists its product as uncharacterized. The record is from RefSeq and is a predicted model, not a curated record. The coding region runs from base 1 to 1578 and encodes 525 amino acids. NCBI's taxonomy places the organism in Eukaryota, Apicomplexa, Aconoidasida, Piroplasmida, Theileriidae. The transcript is spliced from 9 exons.
AUGGGUGACUGGGAAGGUGAAUCAGAUAAAAAACACAUGUUUGAAAUAUAUGUAAAACAACUGGAGUUAGAAGUCGAAAGCAAGAAGAAUGUCAGAUUAUCAUGGGAAUCAGGAGAACAAAAGUCAACGACCGACAAUGUACUCCUAUAUCCUGGACUAACAAAACACCGAGUUGAUGAAAGAUUAGUUAUCACUAAACGACUCAUCCCAAAUGAGAAAAACACUACUAAUCUAAAGGUUCAUGAGGUCGACAAAAAAUCCGAUAUCAUUUUAUUGGGUCAGAAGGAAAUUGAUUUGGCCAGUCUCAUAAAUGUGACCAAUCCACUGAAAAUCAAACUUACAAAUGAAACGGGAAAUGCAAUAAAGCUAUACAUCUAUGUCACUGUGACUCCGCCAUCCGCAUCAGCUCAAUCGCUCAAAUCCUUUUCGCCACAAAAAUUGGAAGAAGAUGAUUCUUACAAGAAGCAAUCAUAUGAAGAAAUGUCAGUGGACUUAGCUUAUGACGAAAUAUCGGAUUCAAGCCUCAAUGAGCAUAAAAUUUACGCCAAAAUCUCAAUGAUGUCGGAGAAGCUUGCGAACAUCGAGGAUGAGAUUCUCAAAAAGACCUAUAAGUUGAGCAAGCUGAACAAGGAGAACGUAGCUGAAAUGACGAAAAUCAAAAACAAGCUGGAGAAGGACAUAGCCAGGAAGGAUGUUCAAAUCAAGGUUUUGUUAUCUCAGUUGGAUGAAUUGCACACUGUUCUUUCACUAUCGCAUCAAAGAGAGUUAGAGUUGACUGAAAAAAUACUCUUCAAUCCAUCCACACAAGAACGUUCAGCCUUAGGAGAAAGUGCCCUAUUAUCAGAAAAGGGAGGCAACGGUAACUUAGAAGGACUGGGAAUGAAAAGGGCUAAAAAGGAUGACUUGAACUACACCACUUCAUCAUCCAGCAAGUCCAUUUUGGAUGACAUUGAAACCAACAUGAAAGAUUUGCAACGUUUCAGAAGUGAAUUUGAGACUUUGAACGACCCCGGACAGAAGGUAGCCAGGUGCAGGGAGCUAAUUGAAAACUUGAACAGAUUAAAGAAAACCCCGAAACGCUUGACAACCAAGUCGUCCUUGAACAACAACAGUUUUAACAACCACACUUUUACUAGCAGCUCACACACUUCAAACAACUUCGAUUCAAAUUAUGGAAAUCUUUACGGUCUCGAUGACCCCCGAACCACGAAGGGCAGCGGCACUUUAAGGCACAAGAUACCUGUAGCAAACACGAGCAUAAGUAGACAUGGGAUGGUUCCUUUCGACAACAAGAAUUCCAGCAUGAAGGUAAAUGAUCUUAAGGGAAACACUGGCAGAAGUGAGCUCAAGAAUAGCAACGCGCUCACUGUACCCAGAUUAGUUGAAAGCAGUUCUUUGAGGAGUAAAAUUAAGGGAGGAGCUAUAUUCAUACCGAAGAAACAAGAAUUCGAAAAUUCUGGAGACGGCAGAAGUAUCAGUGCUCUAGAAAAGGAACUGGCUGAAACUAAGAUAAAGUUGGCGGAUUCGGAAACAAACAAUGAUGUGUAUUUGAAACAAAUACAAUCUAGCAAGAAAUAA